Molecule: messenger RNA, 1098 nt
Organism: Athalia rosae (coleseed sawfly)
Lineage: Eukaryota; Metazoa; Arthropoda; Insecta; Hymenoptera; Athaliidae
Product: ribonuclease Oy
Exons: 3
Coding region: 130-885 (251 amino acids)
Biological process (GO): RNA catabolic process
Cellular component (GO): extracellular region
Molecular function (GO): ribonuclease T2 activity; RNA binding
Source: RefSeq, a predicted model, not a curated record
GACCACUGGUCUUUAUUCAAACAGCAUCAAUCGCUAACAGUGGGGACCGCUGACAAAAUUUCCACGUAGACCAUAAAACGAGCCGCGUCUCAAUUCGCCUAUUCAAUUAAUCUUCCAAGCUGCAACGAGAUGCUAUUUUCUCGCUAUUUCGUAAUACUCAUUCUAUUCGCAUCAGUGCAACAGAUUGCGAGUCGAAUUGGUCGUCACAAGGUAUAUGAUGAUAAUCAUUUUGAUUCGCUCAUUUUGUCCCAAAAUUGGCCAGCAACGGCAUGUAUGAAAUGGAAGCAAAAAGCUCCGUCCAAUCAGUGUUUUGUACUAAGACAUCAGGAAUGGACGAUUCAUGGGCUUUGGCCAAUUCGGAACCAUAGAAUGGGUCCAGCUUUUUGUAACAAAACCCAGCAUUUUAAUGAGUCUGCCUUACUGUCUAUACAAAAUCGAAUGGAAAAGAAGUGGACGUCUAUUAAAAAGGGAACACCACACUAUUUCUUUUGGAAACACGAGUGGGAGAGACAUGGGACUUGUGCUUCCGUACUACCUGAAUUAGAUUCACAGCUGAAAUAUUUCAAAAAAGCGUUGGAGUUACAAAGGGAAUAUGAUAUGAAUCGUGUACUUGUUGAAUGCAAUAUUUUUCCUGGUCUAGAAUACGAAAUUCAAGAAAUUUUAGAUUGUGUGAACAGAAUAUUAGGCCACACUGCAAAAGUUGACUGCGUCGUGAAUCCGAAAACCCACGAGUCCUGUCUAUCUGAAAUGAAGAUUUGCUUUGACAGAAGCCUAAAGCUUACCGAUUGCAACGAAAUUCUUGCGUAUCCCACUAAUUGCCAACGCGACAAGCUUGUGACCUACCCAGACGUUAUACCUUUAGAGUACAAUGUCAUACUAGCAUAGAUAUAUUGAACCUGGUGUAAUGAAAAUUUCUACAAUCAAUUGGAUAAUUAAAAUAAUAGCCUGUGAUUAGCGAAUAUCAUAAAUGUAUACAAUUACCCAACUUGCUAAUUUACAGCAUGUUCGAACCUGACAACAAAUCGCAAAUUUGAAUUUUGCAUUGUCAGCAUCACGUAGCUUACUUUUAGUGAAAAUAAAAUUCAUGCUAUGCAAUUA